This is a messenger RNA of Aspergillus ochraceoroseus IBT 24754, 1894 nucleotides long. RefSeq names its product NADH-quinone oxidoreductase subunit NuoF. The coding region runs from base 74 to 1567 and encodes 497 amino acids. Gene Ontology annotation, molecular function: NAD binding; FMN binding; 4 iron, 4 sulfur cluster binding. NCBI's taxonomy places the organism in Eukaryota, Fungi, Ascomycota, Eurotiomycetes, Eurotiales, Aspergillaceae. The transcript has 3 exons. The record is from RefSeq and is a predicted model, not a curated record.
GUGUUGUGCUCUCUCUUUCCCAUCUUUCCCUCUCCCGCUCUCCCUCCCACAAGCCAUUGGGCUAUCGAUCACCAUGAUAUCUCGAGCGGUGGCUCCUUCGUCUUCCCCCCUCGCCACCCUUUCCUCCCGUUCUCUCCGCCUCCAGGGUGCAGCCACCCGCUCGUUCGCAACCGUCCAGGACAAUGCCCCCCCCGUAAGGCAUCACGGCGGUCUGAAGGACCAGGAUCGGAUUUUCACAAACCUGUACGGACACCAUGGCGUGGACCUGAAGUCUGCGAUGAAGUUUGGAGACUGGCACAAGACCAAGGAAAUUGUGAUGAAGGGCGAUGACUGGCUCAUCUCGGAACUCAAAGCCUCUGGCCUUCGUGGCCGUGGUGGUGCCGGUUUCCCUUCCGGUCUGAAAUACUCUUUCAUGAACUUCAAGGACUGGCAGAAGGACCCCAGACCUCGUUAUCUGGUUGUCAAUGCCGAUGAGGGUGAGCCCGGAACCUGCAAGGACCGUGAGAUCAUGCGCAAAGACCCCCACAAGCUCAUCGAGGGCUGUCUCGUCGUUGGUCGGGCUAUGAAUGCCAAUGCCGCCUACAUCUACAUCCGUGGUGAAUUCUACUACGAAGCUACCGUCCUCCAGCAGGCCAUCAACGAGGCCUACCAGGCCGGUCUGAUCGGCAAGAACGCCUGCGGAACUGGCUAUGACUUCGAUGUGUACAUCCACCGUGGAAUGGGCGCCUACGUCUGCGGCGAGGAGACCUCCCUCAUUGAAUCGAUCGAAGGCAAGGCCGGCAAGCCCCGUCUGAAGCCGCCAUUCCCUGCGGCCGUCGGUCUUUUUGGCUGCCCCAGUACCGUCACCAACGUCGAGACCGUCGCUGUUACCCCUACAAUCAUGCGUCGCGGUGCUAGCUGGUUUUCCUCCUUUGGCCGUGAACGUAAUGCCGGAACCAAGCUCUUCUGUAUCUCAGGUCAUGUCAACAACCCCUGCACAGUGGAAGAGGAGAUGUCCAUCCCCCUGCGUGAGCUGAUCGACCGCCACUGCGGUGGUGUCCGCGGCGGCUGGGACAACCUUCUUGCCGUCAUCCCUGGUGGUUCUUCCACCCCUGUUAUCCCCAAGUCCGUCUGCGAUGACCAGGUCAUGGAUUUCGACGGUCUCAAGGACUCGCAAACUGGUCUGGGUACCGCCGCCGUCAUUGUCAUGGACAAGUCCACCGACAUUGUGCGCGCCAUCUCGCGUCUGUCUGUCUUCUACAAGCACGAGAGUUGCGGCCAGUGCACUCCCUGCCGUGAGGGCAGCACAUGGACCAUGAAGAUGAUGCAACGUCUAGAGAAGGGCCAGGCCCGCGAGCGCGAAAUCGACAUGCUUCAGGAGCUUACCAAGCAGGUCGAGGGUCACACUAUCUGUGCUCUGGGUGAGGCUUUCGCGUGGCCCAUCCAGGGUCUGAUCCGACAUUUCCGUCCCGAGCUGGAAGCCCGCAUCAAGCAGUUUGAGCAGGAUUUGGGUGGCAAGAGCUCCCUCGCUGGUGGCUGGCACCCUAACAGCCGGGCCGAGGGCAAGCUGAUUUCCCCGGGCAUGUAAUUUUACAACAUCAUACACUUACACAGUUGAUUAUUCCCCAAAAUCGAAAUCGAAAUCGAAAUCGAACUUGAAAUUGAAAUUGAAAUCGAACCCUUGGCUACUAUAGCAUAGAUGGUUGCACGCCUAUACUUGGUGAUAGAGAAGUGAACUAAACUGUAUGUAUGGUGGAAUAGGUGUUAUAUUACCUCUCUUUUUUCCUUUUCUUUUACUAGUGUCUCUAUUUCUAUUCCUGUUUGUUUUGUGUGUGCGUGUCUUUUUCACUGUGUUUUUUUAGAUUAUUAGGGUUGAUCAUGUACAGUUUCCCUAGUAGCAAUGAAUGAUUGUUCU